UCAUCCAUUUCAUCUUCUUGCGUCUAUGGUCUCCGGUUUCCAACGAGCAGCUUACAGGAGCAAAAUCUUGCCACAUUACCAUUCCAAUCUUCCCCUUUUCGAUCUCGUCGCGCGCUAUUUGAUGACUUCAAUAUCGCAGCUCGCAAAGAGAAGCUCGCUCAAGGUACUUGACGCUGUGACUCGCUAGGCUUCUCAUGGUGGUUUAGUUUGUGACUUCUGAUGCUGAAUAACAAGAUCUGAAGGCUUGCUCUUUAUUGUUAAAAAUGUUGGACGGUGGUGCAAAAUUCCCUGGCAUAAUAGACCUAAACAAACAUAAUAAUAACUAUUAUGAUUUUUCUCAAGGUUUUUACCAUAAGCUAGGGGAUGGUACCGAUAUGUCAAUUGAUAGCAUUGGAAGCUUGCAAACAAGCAAUGGUGGGGAAUCUGUUGCGAUGUCUAUUGAUAAUAGCAGUGUUGGGUCCAAUGAUUCCCAUACUCGUAUUUUAAACCACCAAGGGCUGCGGAGGCGUGCCAAUGAUAAUUACUCUAUUGCACAUAGUGUCAAUCAUAGAGGAAGAGUCACACAUGCUCUGAGUGAUGAUGCCUUGGCCCAAGCUCUAAUGGACAGCAGCUCCCCAACUGAGGGCCUUGACAAUUUUGAUGAGUGGACAAUUGAUUUGAGGAACCUCAAUAUGGGUGAGCCUUUUGCACAAGGGGCUUUUGGGAAGCUCUACAGAGGGACUUACAACAAUGAAGAUGUUGCCAUCAAAAUUUUGGAGAGGCCUGAAAAUAAUCCAGUGAAGGCUCAGUCAAUGGAACAGCAGUUUCAGCAAGAGGUCAUGAUGCUGGCUACACUGAAGCAUCCUAACAUUGUUCGUUUCAUUGGUGCUUGCCGUAAGCCCAUGGUAUGGUGCAUUGUAACUGAGUAUGCUAAAGGGGGUUCAGUUAGACAGUUUUUAAUGAAGCGCCACAAUCGAUCAGUUCCCCUCAAAUUAGCUGUCAAACAAGCUUUGGAUGUUGCAAGGGGGAUGGCAUAUGUUCAUGGCCUUGGGUUAAUCCACAGGGACUUGAAGUCUGACAACCUUUUGAUUUUUGGUGACAAAUCAAUCAAAAUUGCUGACUUUGGUGUUGCUCGGAUUGAGGUGCAAACUGAAGGAAUGACCCCAGAGACUGGAACGUACCGUUGGAUGGCUCCGGAGAUGAUCCAGCACAGGCCUUACACACAAAAGGUGGAUGUAUAUAGCUUUGGGAUUGUUCUUUGGGAGCUCAUUACUGGGAUGCUUCCAUUUCAGAACAUGACAGCUGUACAAGCAGCAUUUGCAGUUGUCAACCGAAAUGUUCGUCCAACCAUACCCAAUGACUGCUUACCCAUCCUCCGAGAGAUCAUGACAAGAUGCUGGGAUCCAAACCCUGAUGUUAGGCCACCUUUUACUCAAAUCGUAGCAAUGCUGGAGAAUGCAGAGACAGAGAUUAUGACAACGGUUCGCAAGGCGCGAUUUCGAUGUUGCAUGACUCAGCCCAUGACAGCUGACUGAUGCUGCAAAAAUAAAUGAAAAAAACUAGUCACCAAGAACCACAAUCAACCGAAAAAUUCGAUGGGUCUCGGGAAUCAAAGGGCGACUUAAUAGUAAGCUUUGUGUAUUUGUGUGCUUAUGUUAUUUCCUCAGGAAGAAAAGGGAAAAAUCUUAUUUAAAGACCUUCUGGUUGUUCGGUUACUUAAUACUGAAUGUUUCCAAAUUAGUACGAGGAGAUUUUGUGUAUGUAUACAUGCUUGAGCUGCAAUUAUGUAUAGCGUCUGAAAGGAAGAUGGAAUAUGAUAUCAUGGAUGAAAA
Prosopis cineraria is the source of this 1811-nucleotide messenger RNA. Its product is annotated as serine/threonine-protein kinase STY13-like. Gene Ontology annotation, biological process: protein phosphorylation. Lineage: Eukaryota; Viridiplantae; Streptophyta; Magnoliopsida; Fabales; Fabaceae. The record is from RefSeq and is a predicted model, not a curated record. The coding region runs from base 264 to 1514 and encodes 416 amino acids. Gene Ontology annotation, molecular function: protein kinase activity; ATP binding. The transcript has 3 exons.